This is a messenger RNA of Mesorhabditis spiculigera, 1575 nucleotides long. The record is from the annotation of a GenBank genome assembly. Lineage: Eukaryota; Metazoa; Nematoda; Chromadorea; Rhabditida; Rhabditidae.
AUGCCGACAGAUGGGGCGACGACGGGAAGGACGAAUAUAUGGCUUGUCGUGGCGAAAGAUGAGUGCGGGCUGACGCUGAUCUCGAACGAGCCGGUGCAGGUGUGGCGACCGAAUCUCUCCUCUUCCACCCUUCUGUCAACCCUCGAGAUUGGUGACUGGGCCCAAUUUGAGCUGGAUUUGACGCCGGGUAAAAGUCGGGUCGCCAGCCUGGAGAUCCUGAAAGAUCAAGGCUUCCCGGAUACGCAAAUCGACAAGGAUGGGCGAAUUGAGAUCAAAUGCCGAGCCAUGCAGGCGCUGCGCUAUUCCGAUCGACGGCUGCGGACGGCGCCGUGUUGGGUGUGGUCGCCGGAAAUUGGGUACAUCUACGAUGCGGAACGAGAAAUGACGGAGCUAAACGACUACAGCGUUGGCGUGAUGUACAACGUGAAAGUGACGGUGAUGGACAUCACGAGAAAGCUCAGCCACAUCUCAUCGUGCUUUCGGCUUGUCGAGGUCGGGGAAGAAGCCGCUGGGAAUUCUGAUCCGCCCUGGCUACAACAACUGGCUCCAAUUCCAGCUGAGGUGGUGCAGAAAAUACCCUCCUUCGACGCGCGCCGUUGCCUGCAGGGUGUCGCCUGCUACAAGCCGCCGAUGGACGCGCUAGAAGGGCUGAAGCCGAAGCGCCGGAAGAGCUACGUCUGGACCCCGAAUUACGGCAUCUUCCCCUUUGCCGCGUCGCCGGAUCCCUGGAUUAUCCAGGGCGAUGACGUCAUGUUCUGGCUUGAGGACAUCAAUCGGCCUCCAAAGCCGAAGCCAGCGCGGAAGCCGGAGCUCGAGAUCAGCGUCAUUCGGGCCCGGAAUUCGCAAAGUGAUAGGGAAGACGAGGAAGAGGACGGCGAGGGCUCAGCGGGCGAAGAAGCCGAUCGCCAAUCAGUGGCCACUUCCGUGCAGACGGUUCAGCCGGAACCGGUGAAACGAGAGAAAAACCCAAACCCGGUGUUCGAGGUGAAGAAGUGCAUCCCGCUCAACGCGAAGGCGAACGUCGAAAAGGAGCAGUGCCUACAAUCGGCGGCUAUGAUCACCACCGAAAUCGUGGUCCCAAAGGCUGAGGACAAGUUCGUCCACCACACCUACUACGGAGCGAUUUGGAUCAAGAAGCUGUGCGAACAACUGGAGGCGCUCGAGCUCGAUCUGGAGUGGAUUGUGGAAAACGCGUGGCCCGUCCGCAUCCGCGCCAUCUUCAACGAGGCGGCGAUCGAUCAGCGCGUCCGCAACACGGACACCGUCUACUGGCACCUGCAUCGCGUCGAAUCGGUUCGAGACUACCUGCCGAGGGCGCCCAAAACCACUCGCCCGCUAUUUCUCACUGAUGAAGCAAUGCCGCUGCGCUUUUUGAGGACUUUUCUGAACCAGGAGAAGACCAUUCGGGAGAUCGCCGAUUCGCGUCCAGUCCGGCUAGCGGCCAGGGCAACGGUUCGCGCGUGGAUCCUCGGCCGGCACAAGCUGGAGACCAGCGAGACUACAAAGAGGUUUAAGAUCUUCAAGAACACGGUCAACGAGGAGUACACGCGCGCGCUGAAGAAGGGCGAUGAAAAG